Aspergillus nidulans FGSC A4 is the source of this 820-nucleotide messenger RNA. Its product is annotated as putative GPI anchored protein. Lineage: Eukaryota; Fungi; Ascomycota; Eurotiomycetes; Eurotiales; Aspergillaceae. The transcript is spliced from 2 exons. The record is from RefSeq and is a predicted model, not a curated record. Bases 92 to 568 code for a protein of 158 amino acids.
CGAUCUGAUAUCACGAAACCAACAGGUUUUGCGUCUUAAAUCCCGUCAUUGAAGCAUCUUAGCAUUUAGUCGUUCGCUCCAGAGUAUCAAUAUGCGUGCUUCGCUCAUUCUCCUCGCCUUCUCGGCUCUCGCCGCUGCCCAGCUGUCUUCUGAGCCUGUGAAUCAAGAGACUACUACUACUGAGACGUCCAUUGAGACUCCCACCGAUACUGUCAUCGAGACCCCCACCGACUCUACUAUUACCGGUACUACUGGUCUCGAGACUGCAACUGAAACCUCGACCCCGACAACAUCUCAGCCUCUCAUUCCUACCGGAAGCACCCCGGUCAUUGGCUCCUCCAGCUUUGCAACAUCCCCUAGCCCGACCAGCUCUACAAGCACCCGAUCCUCUUCAAGUACAACCAGGGACUCUACCUCCACUUCUACGGCGACUGAGUCUGCUACGUCAACCUCCAACAACCAAGACGCCGAGGAGACGAACUCAGACAACGGCGCAUUCGCGCUCCCCACUGCUAACCCUCUGCUCGGCGUUGGUUUAGCUGGAGCUGCUCUGGCCGCUUUCAUCUAAAAUGGCGACAAAUUGCCCAGCUACGCCAAGUCAAAGCCAGCUGAAGAUAUUCUCCUGAAUCGGUGUUAGCUGGCUUCAUGUAAUGAGGAAUAUGGAUAUGGACAUGGUUUCGAAUUUGCUGUGCUCUCACUCCACGGAGUGCCAUGUAUUAAUGUUUGGGAUCCUUUCUCUUCGAUAUUAUUGAUUUUGCCGGAGAUACUAGGAUAACGGCGCAUAUAGAUUUUUAAUAAUACCAGUAAUAUUUCAACCACC